Cucurbitaria berberidis CBS 394.84 is the source of this 824-nucleotide messenger RNA. RefSeq lists its product as uncharacterized. The transcript has 3 exons. The record is from RefSeq and is a predicted model, not a curated record. The coding region runs from base 113 to 583 and encodes 156 amino acids. Lineage: Eukaryota; Fungi; Ascomycota; Dothideomycetes; Pleosporales; Cucurbitariaceae.
UCCCGUGUGGCAGCCUCGAUCGGCGCAGGACUAAUUAUGGGGGUUUACUCGACCGCACAAAGCUAAUUAACGGCCUAUACUUAGCAGCAUUCACUGCGUGCAAUCAUCCGAAAUGCCCCUGUCAGAUGGCUUGCCCCGCAAUAAACCAACUCCAACGACAUGCACCUGCACCACUCAGCGUCCUCUCCCACGCGGAGGCAGCCCAUCACGCCUUCGACCCAUCGCUUCUGCAUGUCGUGCCAUGCCAGCCCGUCGCGUCACACGGAAGCUGCCCCCCCCGCGUAACUCGGAAAACAUCAUCGACCGACCUGCCCCCUUUGGUCAACCACGCGGAUUAUCUCUUGGUCUUGCCCAGCUAGCUCGUCGUCCAGGUCCCGCAGUGGAAAUGACUACGAUAAACGUGAACGGGAAUUGGACCAGCUCCACGAAUAGAUUCGAGAAACAGCCGCAUAUUGCGGUGCUACGAGUCACUGUGCAUCCAUCGGUAACGACACCGAGGCCAGGCACCGCUAUCGUACCGCAGAAGCUCCGGCUAUCUACGCACCCAAAUGUGCUAUUCUUCAAGGCAGAUUGCAGUCAAUGAUCUGCACAUUUGGCUAAGGCCCUCAGCAACGUUCGGGACGGACAGUUAUCGCAGCCGCUGCAAGUGUUUCCUAGGCUGCUCCCGGAUGCAGCACGAUUCUGCCCCGCGAGGAGGUUGGGACAAGAGGAGGCCAGCGCACGUCACCCCGGUCCGCAAAGCUCACAAGUCGACAUGGUAAUCUGUCUCUAGUACUAAAUGGGUCAUUUAACUUGCUAAAGUCGUUGCGGGGGCCAUCCAGCCG